GUAACUCAUCACGUGACCCCUUUUCAAAUUUCAAACUACGAGCCUUUUUCAUUUUGUUUCUCUCUCUCCCUCAAAGAUGUGAAUUUGGAUCUGUGGAUUCAAAAGGAAAAAGAUCAGAGAUGAGAGAUGUAGAGAUGUGUUGUUGAUCUACAAUAUUAGAGUGGAAUCAAAAUCUUCAUUUUCAUCUUCCGACUUGAUACAGAGCCGGUGUGGGAUCUGAGUUUGUUCUUCAUCUAGGGUUUUGAUGAUGAGAGCAAUUGUGUGACGGGCUUUCCUUUCAUCUUUUCACUCCAAACCCUAAACAACUCUCCAUCAUCUCUCAAAGCUUCAUCGGCUGUGAUGAACAUAUCCGGUGAUUAUGCUUGUGUAUCGUCCGCCGAUAUGAAGUAAACCUUAUCCAAACGCAGAUAAUAGAUAUUACAGAGAAUGAUGUACAGUCGUUGUCUGUUCAUCGAAGAUUCCAUGGUUCGUCUCGUGACCGAUCCAAACGCAGAUCUGUUCAUCGAAGAUUUCAUGUUUGUUGGACUGAUUGUGAAUCUAUAAAUGGGUCAAGAUUUAGAGCUCGAUUUUGAGAAGUACUGUGUGGUAGAUGGAAGUCCUAUAACAGUUCUUUUAUCUACCCAUGAUACAAAAAUCAAAAAGAAAAAAAUAUUAGAAAAGAACCCAAGUGUAGAAAUGAGGUAUUGUUGGAUAAAAGCACAGAAUUUGGCACGUGUUGUUCCGUCAUUGGGGCCUGAGGGUGUAGACCUUCUAUCUUUAUUCAUCAAACACAUAAUGUUUUUAAGUUAAUUAAUAGUUAGGUUUUUCUAACUUCUGAUUUGACUUAAUUUCAUGCUUUGUUGUUUUUAGAAAACGCUGAAAUACGACCCUGCUGGCAGGAUUUCGGCUAACAUGCUAUGGAUCAUCCUUAUUUCGAUAGCUUUGACAGAUCAUAGUUCUGAUGCUUUUGCCCUGCUGUUUGAUUAUACCGUGUGUAUGCAUUCUACAAGUUAUGUUCUUAUCCUACAAGUGUUAUGUGAUUAUCGUGCUUUUGUCGUAAACCUUUAUUGCAUCCGAAAAGUGUCCGUGUGAUAUGCAUUCUACACGUUAUGCUCUUAUCCUACAAGUGUUAUGUGUUUAUCGUGCUUUUGUCGUAAACCUUUAUUGCAUCUGAAAAGUGUCGUUCAUGACAAACCCGAGAGUAGCAGUUCGUUGCCUGAUCCUGGGGACUGGGAUCCUAAUUAUAGUGAUGAACUGCUUUUGCAAGAUGAUUCUUCAGAAUUAAACAACAUGACAAUGGGAGUAUGCAAAGUAGUCAAGCUUUUACUCCUACAAAAUCUUUUGUUGGAGCUGGGCGAUUUAAUCAAAUGUCAAACUCAAAUAUGUCAAUACAGAGGCCAAACAAGCAUUCCCACAUGCAGAUGGAUCUCCCGAUGUGUAUGUUCACCCUAUGAUGCGUUCUUCCCAUUUAAUGCCCCAUUUCUCUCAGUUUGCACCCAGCCAGUUGGGUCAACAGCAGCGAUUCAGUCACGGGCGGUCAAUGGGUGCUCGUGGUGGCGAAUGGAAUCAUGUCAAGGUCCAGCCCCCACUUUCCAAUUACAGCUCAGCGGGUCAACGUUCCCACGGAAGCAACAACAAUUCGCCAUGGGGGCGUAGGGGCAACCAUCCGAUAGCGACCAAUAUUCUCCCAUCUUCACAUGGUGGAAACGAAUAUGGAAGGAUUGCAUGAUGGUUACAGUUUGAAAUUAUAUAUAGAAAAUAUGGACUCUAAGGAAGGAAUGUUAUGCUGAUAAUUGGUAGUUGAAGUACGACUUAUGGAAGUGCAUUCAUAGUGAAUUUUUUCAUUUAAGACUUAUGAAACUGGCUUCUUUCUAUUU
This is a messenger RNA of Helianthus annuus (common sunflower), 1856 nucleotides long. RefSeq lists its product as uncharacterized. The record is from RefSeq and is a predicted model, not a curated record. Lineage: Eukaryota; Viridiplantae; Streptophyta; Magnoliopsida; Asterales; Asteraceae. The transcript has 6 exons. Bases 1111 to 1635 code for a protein of 174 amino acids.